UAUACUCUGGUCGGAGACGAUUAGUUCAUUUCAACGACUAAGCUCAACGUACUCAAGACUAUUUCACGGAGGGUCUGUCUUGGACGUUAUUCCCCACGCCUACACGGAUCGUGUAUUGAUGGAUAGUCGUACUUGUUGCCACAGUAAAUGUUAAUGAAACGCGCAUAUACUGUUGAAGAAGGCAGAGACAUCGUAAGUAUAUGGACGUCACGCUUGGGAACUAGUUGUUCGGUUGCCGAGAGACGGAAGCUUUAAGGACGCUAGAGGCGAGAGACACGACUCACUGUUCCGAUGAGAUGUGCAAUGCUUGGAUGUUUGUGACUGUAUUGUCAAAGACUUUUGGAAAAGGAUAGGACCUUGGAGCAGAUCUGACUCAGCUUUAUGGACGAUAUUGGUGGAACAUGGGGGCACCAAACUAGCUUCUUCCACAAAGUGGAUUGACUUUCUUGUCAUACUUAUCCAGUGUCUGUGUUUCUAACUCUGGGGCUGUUUAAGUGGACAACGUCUGACAGCUCACCCAACACACUGACAAUUAUGAGGAUGGUAACCAAUGUGGCAAACCAACAGAAAUCGUUUUUGUAAAUGAGGUACAUUUUCCUGCUUGAGUUAGCUCAUGCCAUGUUUCCCGGAUACUUUUUCAAGGGGUUAGACAAUAUUCUACAUAUUACAGUUCCACGGCUUACAUACGACAAGGUCAACAGACAUCCAGUAAUUAGUGACCAUGGCAACAGACACCGAGUAACUACUUAACUUCAACAGUGAGGAACCAACAUUAUUGUAUAAAGAUAAAGUCAAGAAUAUACUUGGCUUACGGUUUCCUUCAUCAGUGGCAAUUUCAAUCCAUAUUGCAUUAACAAACCAAUGUGUUAACAAAUUAUUACUUGUGGUGAGCAUAUGCAACAAUUAUUGACCACAACAGUGACGACCCCAUGCAUGGUAACAUAUGACUAUUUAUACAAAAUUUCACUCCAUGUAGAGAAACACACGGGGCAGUGACUGAAUUAAUGUUCCCAUGAACCCUUGGGUUUAAUUAAUAUUCCUACAAGACCCGACAAACUUGUCCCCUGUGCCAUGAUAUAUUAUGGAGAUUGCAUAGUAGAGAUGACAGCGCCCUAAUGGUUUGAUCAAGAAAUUGGCCUUUUCUGUUGUUUACUGCAUUAGACGCCACGUGUUAAGACGAUGCACAUACAUCAAGCCCUAUCUCGACAGCACGGGGAUGACCUUUGAUGGAAACAUGCCUUCAAGUUAGUUUCGUCUUCUCUGAGUCCCCUUAGCCAGUGUGCUGACACAGAAGAGCAAAUCGCCCCUUUGACCUCCAGACAACCUUUUCGUGCGAACAACAUUCGGUGCUUAUAGCCCUGUAAAAGUCAUUUUGUAACAUCAACAGUUCAAAAUACCAGGAAUUUAGUUCAAAUCCUUGUUUGUGUUUCGUCAGAACAUAUUUUGAGACAGUUUGUUUGUGUUUAAACAGAGUCAACCUCUGUAUCAUGCAUCAGAAGGUUCACGACUUAGGAUCCUAUAAACUUGAUAUGACAUUACACUGACACAGCUUAGUUACUAUUGUAUUGUACUAUUGUAUGUUUGAACGGAUCAUAACGAAAGAAACCUUCAACACCUGACGAAUCAAACAGGACAAUGUCUCUGGGCGCUAUCCUCGAAUACCAUGGGGAAACCAACUUUUCCCAAGAAUUCCAGUUCCCUUUAUAUGGCAACAACGGAACAGACCAUCUUGUAGAGAUCGCCCAUGCCAUCAGUUUAUAUCUUAUCCCCACAAUCUGCUUCCUUGGAAUCGUCGGCAAUGUGUGUUCCUUCUUCGUCUUCACGUUAUCAACGUUCCGGUUCCUGCCCUGUUCACUCUACCUUGCCGCUCUGGCAAUCUCAGACACUGGCUUCCUGGCAGCUCUGUUCAUGGCCUGGCUUACCAGUCUCAUGCCCUGGGUUGCUAUGGCACCGGGUCUCUGUCUCACAAUGGUGUACAUUACCUAUGUGUGUAGUUUCUUGUCCGCCUGGUAUGUCGUGCUCAUGAUGGUGGAGCGGUUCGUCGUUGUCUGUCAUCCCCUGAAAGCUCCACGGUAUGUAACAAAGAAGAGGUCUAGAAUGGCCGUGGGUGUGGUCACAUGCUUUGCCCUUGGUCUAUACGUGCACAGUUUCCUAUCCACAUACGUUAAUGUAACCGUGUACGGGCCAUCCUGCUCAGCGAGAGAACAGUACAUGAAAUUCAACGCUAUAUUCACUUACAUAGACUCACUAGUAACAUUUGUGGUGCCUUUCACAGCAAUACUUAUCCUCAACAUCAGGAUCAUCUUAACAGUCCGGAAUUUCCGUCUUAAGCAUCAUCCUUUACACAUGUACUGCAUGCAUCAGUCGGAGCCAGGGGUUCUGACACAGGCCCAAGUACGGUCAACGAAAAUGCUUAUAAUUGUGUCCAGUAUUUUCGUCGUUCUCUAUCUUCCCAGCCACGCCAUCAGAAUGUACCUGCUUGUGAGAGUGUUGGUCAUGAAAGACCACUGGAUGUAUGACCACACGACCGUCCUCGCACAACAGAUCUGCCAGUUUCCUUACUUCAUCAACUUCGCCGUUGACUUCCUCGUCUAUAGUAUCACAAGUAAGAACUUCAGGAAGAAUGGUGUCAAGCUGUUCAGAAGGAUGUGUGAUGAUGACUAAACAUCGUGUUAACGUUUCACUAUGGGCGAGUCAACUUGACUCCCAAGACAACUGAGAAGCAACACAACUACUACUCAACCACGAACCAUGUUGUCAAACUGUUCUGAAGUAUGUGCGAUGAUGACUAAACGUCAAUGAACUUUCACGAUUCGUUGGAUUUCAUGUGUCUAGCGACGGACGAGUGAGAUGAAACACAUCUAUGAGCAUGACUUAAGUUCAGUCAUCCUUUGACAGGAAUAGUGAUAUAAGGAAAGCUUCCUGGGCCAACAACAUCAAAAGUAAUUAUUUCUUGCAUCGUGGAAUGCCAACUUUUAACUACCAAACGUAAAUGUAAAAAGGGUAAAAAGGAAAAGAAAAGCAACGAUUCAUGGAUUAAUUCACUUUGAGUUCUGACACCAGCUUUGAACAAGCGAAUGGGUAUAUCAAGAAUAUAUAUCUGAUGUGUUGGCACGUAAGUGUUUGGAGGAUAUAAAACGUAUGUGCAGGCUCUAUAAUAUGGGGGUUCAUCAAUUAAUCACAGUGACAUAUGUGCAGAACAUUCUUUGGAAAUAUUGUGACUUGUAGAUAUAAACAUUUUACCAAAGGAUUAGCAAAGAGAACACGAUAGUGUGACAUGUUUCGUAUUUGUCUAAUAUCGACAUAUGGUCACCAUUUGUCCAUGCAGGAGGAUGGAAACAAUUGUGAAGCUGUUAAUCUUGUGUCCCUACAGAAAGAUGGUAACAGCUGUGAUCGUUUGUCCAUACAGGAGUAUGGAAACAAUUGUAAAACUAUUGAACGUUUUUCCAUGGAGGACGAUGGAAACAAUUGUGAAGCUGUUAAUCUUGUAUCCCUACGGAAAGAUGGAAACAGCUGUAAUUGUUUGUCCAUGCAGGACGAUGGAAACAAUUGUGAAGCUGUUUAUCUUGUGUCCCUACAGGAGUAUGGAAACAAUUGUAAAACUAUUGAACGUUUGUCCAUGCAGGACGAUGGAAACAAUUGUGAAGCUGUUAAUCUUGUAUCCCUACGGAAAGAUGGAAACAGCUGUAAUCGUUUGUCCAAACAAGAGGAUGGAAACAAUUGUUAAGCUAUUGAUCGUUUGUCAAUGCAGGACAAUGGAAACAAUUGUGAAGCUGUUGAUCGUUUGUCUAUACAGGGAGAUGGAAACAAUUGUGAAGCUAUUGAUCGUUUGUCAAUGCAGGACAAUGGAAACAAUUGUGAAGCUGUUGAUCGUUUGUCUAUACAUGGAGAUUGAAACAAUUGUUCACACAGGCGUAUUUACAGUAUUGUAAAGACCUUUAUCUGUUGUAAGUACAGGACAGUGGACACUGAUGUAAUCUGUUCACGCCAAUGUAAACCAACGACACAAAGACAGUCUGUCUGAGAUAUGGAAAAGUGUUUAAAAUAAUACAAAUAACAUCUGUCAAAUUCCUGACAUUUGGUCAUAACAUGUUAAGUACUGCAAGUAAUGCUGACAGAUAGUAAAAUAUAUAUGGUGGCGCAGUGAACACAAAAUUACAACAGCAGACAUCCUUACCAACAGGCUUUUAAACGUCCUCUGUAUUUCUGUAUACUGCACCAUGCCAUGUUGUGUAAGGUCUUACUAAACGAUAAACCCAGUGCUAUAUGUUUUCGAAUGGGGCUUUUUGGUGCUCUUGUUAGUGUCUUGUAGCACCUCUGUGAAUGAUGUCUAAGAUGUCAUAUCUGCCAAGUAAUAUUACCCUUAGUUGCUCCAGAUUAGAAUAGAAUAGAUUGUGUAUCACAGUACCCCGAUUGCGUGUGAUCGUAACCCGAUUGUGUGUCAUCAUUCCCCAUUGCAUGUCAUCGUAUCUCAAUUGUGUUACCAUUCCCCGAUUGUGUGUCAUCAUUCCCCGAUUGCGUGUCACAAUCCCCCAUUGCAUGUCUUCGUAUCCCAAUUGUGUGUUACCAUUCCCCGAUUGCGUGUCACCAUCCCCCAUUGCAUAUCAUCGUAUCCCAAUUGUGUGUUACCAUUCCCCGAUUGCGUGUCACCAUCCCCCAUUGCAUAUCAUCGUAUCCCAAUUGUGUGUUACCAUUCCCCGAUUGCGUGUCACCAUCCCCCAUUGCAUAUCAUCGUAUCCCAAUUGUGUGUUACCAUUCCCCGAUUGCGUGUCACCAUCCCCCAUUGCAUACCAUCGUAUCCCAAUUGUGUCUUGUCAUUCCCCGAUUGCGUGUCAUUAUUCGCCGAUUGCGUGUGAUUGCGUGUCACCAUCCCCCCAUUGCAUGUCAUCGUAUCCCAAUUGUGUCUUGUCAUUCCCCGUAUCCCAAUUGUGUCUUGUCAUUCCCCGUAUCCCAAUUGUGUCUUGUCAUUCAUCGCACCCCGAUUCCGUAUCAUCAAUCCCCGAUUGCGUGGAUAAUCCACACCGUUUACGCUUUCAGUCACGUUGUUGACUUGACCUCACUUGUUUAUUCAGGGCCUCCGAAAUGUAUUUGGAAUAUUGCUAAAACUCACACACUCACUGUCUGUUACAUAGGGAAACCUCGUUUACUCGAAGCGCAAAUCAAAUCUCCUUGUAUGAAAUAGGUAGAAUACUGACAUUUUAAAUGCAAUAAAACGUGAUGAGAUACCUUUACUAUGACGUGAGAUCACGGUGAAAUGGGUUUAAAAGUCGCGUUCAAGAGUAUUGCCCUACUAUACACUUAGCGACGUGCAUGCACAUGUAAGUGUUUGUGGUAGCGUGCUUGUACCAGUCAAGACAAAUGCUGUAUAUAAUGUGUUAUAGCUAGCCCAAUGCCGUAGUUUGACAUUGAUGCCACACUUAGAGACGUAUACCGACCCAAGUCUUUGAAAGGCAUUUAGAAAUGACACACAUAAGGAAGAGAAUUUAUGGAUGUCAACUUCUUCAUUUUGAGGAACACAACUUUUCGGAGUAUGUACUUACUCCUCUAUCGGAUGAAUGAAUGCUAUGAGGCAGAGGUCUCACAUGUGUACAGGUAAGACCAACCAAAGUAAUAAGAUAACAAAGCUGGAAACUUAACAAGGGAAGCCAACAGAUAAUUGGCGCUGAUAGAUGAUUCGCAAUAGACAAUGGAAGCCAACACUUAAUAAAUUCUCUUCCCCAAGUUUACCGACUCUUCUUAAGUAAUGAAACGUUUAUGCGUUGAAGUAAUGAUGUUUCACCAAAUGUAAGCAGCAAAUUACGUAGGAUAAUGAAUCUUUUAGAUAAUAGAAUAGAAUUGUAUGUUUAACAUUAUACUCUUGGCAACGCGAUGGUAAUCUGUCAGUGGUAAGUUCUGCGCUACUCCUGUCUUAAAUGCCUUAUUUAGAGUCAUGCUUGUCGUAGCGUAAGGCGCUUUAUGAAAGGUAUCAUUCCACAAAGCGAUAUUGGACCUACGGUUGUUAUACAUAUGUAAUAGGUAGCCAUUGACCACUCAUUGUAAGCGCUGCUACCCCAAAACCCCCAAACGAAGCCUACAUGUAUGUGCUAAUUUCGAAAUGGGUCAAAACGAUCCGUUUCAGGGAGGCUUUUUAGGCAAAUGAGAGUUUCUUUGCGAGUUAAAUGAACUUAUAUGUCCUGUAUUUAUGGUGAAUUGGCUUGUUUCCUGUGCGGUAAUAAGUUCCUUCGUGACGUAUUAAAGUCACAAGUUACUCUAGGGCGUCGAGUCUUCAAGUAUCGGUUGAUAGCUUCCUUUAAAGUAGCAGGGUAAUGGGCGAGGUUAAAAAACAACAACAUUGAAUGUUAUCCCAAGUACUCUCGCAAUCCAAUACUUCCCAUAUACCGUCAUAUCUCGACGAUAAUUAGUGGAACAGGUUCCAUUAUGUGUUGUCGCGUUGUAUUGUCAUCAAAUAAGCCAUUGCCGGAAGCUUGAAGAUCAUCGAUUGGAAUUUGCAGACUAACAAGGACUUCGAUGAAUACUAAUUGAUAAGUAACACAGGUAACUCAAGCCUAAUUGCCUCUGUCAAUGUUCGUAUGUUUACAUAUGGUCUUACAUGAUUCAUAUACGAAUAUAAUGUUUGAUUAAUUGUUUAUCUUGAUAUAGAUUUAUUUUAUUGUUUUGUAGUGUUCGUCGACUACUUUGUAUCAGCUUGUUGAUUGUUAUGUGAAUAAAAAUAUA
This is a messenger RNA of Haliotis rufescens (red abalone), 6714 nucleotides long. Its product is annotated as thyrotropin-releasing hormone receptor-like. The record is from RefSeq and is a predicted model, not a curated record. Gene Ontology annotation, biological process: G protein-coupled receptor signaling pathway. Bases 1636 to 2664 code for a protein of 342 amino acids. Gene Ontology annotation, cellular component: plasma membrane. Gene Ontology annotation, molecular function: G protein-coupled receptor activity. NCBI's taxonomy places the organism in Eukaryota, Metazoa, Mollusca, Gastropoda, Lepetellida, Haliotidae. The transcript has 2 exons.